Caenorhabditis sp. 36 PRJEB53466 is the source of this 9242-nucleotide messenger RNA. NCBI's taxonomy places the organism in Eukaryota, Metazoa, Nematoda, Chromadorea, Rhabditida, Rhabditidae. The record is from the annotation of a GenBank genome assembly.
AUGUUCGAGUUUGGCAGCUUGUCGAGCACGCACACUACGUUCUUUGACUCGGGUCUCUCGUCGGCGCUCACCAACUCCUCGACUAACAACAGGUGAGAAGGACCACGGAGAGGAAAAGACCCAAUGAGCAUUCGGAGCUUUCAGUAUCACUUCGGGAUCUCCGCCGAACGCCUUCGCGAGCAACUACAUCGACCGGCCCGGUCUGCUGUUCUCCGUGAGUUUUCUUCUCCCUCAUUCCUCCCGUCUUCUCCAGAAUCUUUCGGACCGUGAAAAUCCAAGUCUGAAUUUCUAUAUUUCUAUAUACAUUUCACAUUCACGCGCUCUCCCCUUUUCGACUCGUUCGACCCGCAACAUGUGUGAACGUAGUGGACAUAAAAUAUCUUUGAAAUUCUAAUUUCUUUCUGUCCCCCUUGGAUUUCUUUGUUUACUUCUUCCUCUGGGUCAAUUGACUAACCGAUUCCAGUCGCCAUUCCAUUCCAUUUCAAAAUGUCACCUUCGUCCACCGGAAUACUGCCGUUGUCGUCGUCGUCCUCGUCUUGAAGACCUCCUCCUACUCCUUUGCCUAAUGGCCAGUUGUUGUUAUUUUUAUUGUCGGACCGCCCGUCCUCCGCGGGCCCGUCUUUGUCCUCGUCGCGCCCAGUGUUGCACGUGCCGUGAUCGCACCGCAUAAUGCGGCAAUCCGUCGGCGAAUCAUGUGGCACCACAUGGGUGCACGUCGCCGCCCCGACUUCCAUUUGUUACACACUUUUGAAACAAAGAGGGGAUCCACUGCGAUGAAAAAUUGAGAUGUGGCUGAUGAGAGGAGGAGAAGGAGGCGAAGGGGAGGACGGGGAAGUGCCAAACGGUUUUUGAUAAAUGGUCGCGAGAGAGGACGCCGACAAAUGCACUUUGCGCCAACUUGCUUCUUUUGUCUGUCGGAUCGGACGGUUUUAUAGCUAAUGAUGAAUGGAUUUGAAGGAAUGAUCUCAAAAACAACACAUCCAUCAUACAGCUACUGUAAACCUAUGGCUCGCGGACUCAACCCCCGAUUGUGGAGAGCGUUCGAACAAAGUUUUCGAUUCGAUCCGAAAAUGAACUAAUUGGAUUGUCCAGUCCGUACCAGUUGUUGCACUAAAUAUGCAUACACACACAUUCACACAUAUGCCAGAGUGUAUAAUAAGUGCGCGACGCCUCUAAUUUCGCAAAGAGUCGUUGAAGCGUGCCCCCCCCGCGAGUUUUGUCCAUGAUUCCAUUUCUCGCCUGCCUUUUCCACUUUGAUCCCCAUUUUCCAAACUGAAACCUUCUCAAACACUAGGGGGCAUACGGCGUGAAGAAAAAAAUGAGAGAGUAAAUAUUUAUCGACACUCUCUCUUUCUCUGUGGCAACAAGAUGCGCGCACACUCCCCGCCGAUCCAGGGGAGAAAGUCGCAGGUCGUCUGGCGCCGUUGCCAACUGUGUACCGCGCAAAUAAACUGCCGAAUGGCAGAGCAUUUGGAAGCAGAAGCCGAGAGAGAGAGAGAGCGAGAGCGAGAGCGAGAGAGAGCGCGCGAAAAAUAGUUGGGACAGAUCAGAACGGAAGAUCAUGCGAAAACAUGUGGUUGUUCGGGGAGCAAGUCGGCACAUUUUCUUGACGAUCACGAAUUGAACAUUUCUGAAUAUUUGAAGAAUAUUUCGUCUGAAAUAUCUCUAUUGCAUUACUCUUGGAUCCAGUGAAUGUUUCAGAGGAAAUGAUGGUUUUUGCCCUAUUGUAUACCUUUUCCAUUCUGAUUUUUGUCCGAUGGCAUUUCAAAACGAAUCCCAUUCACCAUUUCUCAGAAACUGCUUACUGUAAAAUGAGGUCAGCCAACCGGAAGAAUAGAUGGUUUUCGCAUGAAAAGUUCAAAAACACGUUAUGCAGUGCCUAAACUUGAGCCUGAUCGGUAGAUCAACACACUCGGCAGUCUUUGCUCUGAGCAAGACCGCCAUUUGUUAGUCAACAAGCGCCUAAUUACCGGAUUACCGUGCUCUCGCGUCCACUGAAACAGACAGCCCAAACUUUUCAAGUUCCCCCCCUCCGAACAGUUUCGUUUCGAUGCUUAAUGUUCGCAAUCAUCUCAAGGAUUCGCCUCUCCUCGGCCCUCGGACUAACAUGCGCGGAGCGAGUAGAUCAGAGUCCAGAACAUGCGCGGAAACACACUUUGCUGAUCAAUUGAUCGACACCACAAUGGCUGCUUGGCGCCGAUCGAUUGACAUCGGCGGAGCUUUUGCCCGAGCAGACGAGUCACUACACUUUGUCUAGUGCUUCUUGCCAUUGCGACUCGCCUCCUCGUUUUCCGGACGCGUCCUGCGCGGUCUUCCGCGCGGAAGGAAGAGACUGGUCAGACGCCCCGAAGCAUUUCGUCGCAGUGGUGCACCGGCCAUCCCCAUGUGCACUUUUUCCACUUGGAUCACACUUUUUCUGCAGUUUUCUUGUCUGUACGCCCCCUCUUCCUUCUCGUUUCUGAAAUAGUAGUCCACAAAGUAGAGGUGGUCGUUGCCUUUGUUGAUGCCUGUUUUUUCAGCCUUUCACUUUCUAGUCAUACACACAAACAGAGAAAGAAGGCACGCACACACAUACACAAAAGGUUAGAUGCCAGUCAGGGCAGGUAGUACUGUAGACGACGCUGUUGGUCGGUCAGCUGACGACGACGCCGCCGUGGUUGGAAAUUCGAGAAUCGCAGAGAUUCAAGGUCGGCGCGAGGGUCAACCCGAUGGUGGUAGCAGCAGCAGCGAAAGUGAUGCGAAUCGGUGGGAAUGCGAAGAAUGAGUGUGUGUUGGAAGUGAUCAGAGUGCAGCAGGAAUCACCCCUUCAGAAGUCUGGCUUCUGAUCAUCCUGAAUCCAAUCAGUCUGGCGUGCGUCUCACGUAGACGGUCUCUCGCCGUCGGCUCUCUCUCUGACGCCAAUGCUCUCUCCGCUCCGGCUGAUCAUACGACCAGCUGUUCUGUGCAAUGUGCGUGUGUUAGUAUGUGCUUCUGACAUCUUUUUCUUCUUCUCUCCUCUCCGUUUUCUUCAUCACCACCUGGGCUUCCCGGGAACAAAUGAGUUGCUCGCCGGCUCUCGUCGCUCUUCGUUUCCGCUGCUCUUUCGCUUCUCCGGCGGGCGCCCGUCUCGCAUUUUUUCUCACGCGCCUCAUGUAAUUACCACACUGUAUCAACCCGGGGCACACCGAUGCCGCCCAUGUGUUUUGCGAGAAUCGCGCUGUCGUCUCUGCGUCUACCGUAAUCUUCAGGUCGUGGUGAUGGGGUGGUGAAGCGAGAGAGAUAGAGAUGGAGAGAAGACAACAAAAAGCAUCUGUGUUGUAUGUUUGACUUUGACUUGAAAGUUUUCGGCGUGUGCCUCUCUCUAUGUCUCUCUAUCUCUCUGUCUCCCGCCCCACCUACUUUCCCACUCUCUCUCUCUCUCUCUCUCCCUUCUCAUUUUUUGAUUCGACUCCUCCCGCGUGAGAGAGAAGUGCCCGCCCUUUCCUACCAAUUCUUCCUACUUCUUUUCUUGGGGAUGUCGUCGUCUCGUCACCUCUGAACCCCCCGCACAAGCAAGAGGAGGUGUACUGUACUUUGUGUGCGCCCACCCCAUCCUUGCUUCCAUAUUCCCUUUCCCGACAUCAUCAUGUCUUUAGACAACUACCAUAUAUCAUUCCUAAAGGUGGGUUAGUUUCGCCUUCUCUCUUCCUAACACAGUACAGAAGUUCAGUUGAGUUUAUCAGAGUGAUUCCAAAGAAACACACGCAAAAAGGAGUGAAAGUGGGUCCGGGCGUUUACAUCGCUCCUUGGUCAUGGUUCCAUCGGCAGCAUCCCGUUCUAGUCGUCGUGUUCCUUCCUCUUCCUCUUCCUCUUCCUCCACCGAACGAAUUGGCCCUCAUUUGGUUCUCGCUCGUCUGAGUCAGAGUCAGUCAGACGCCGUCGAUGAUGAUGAUGGCACACGGGCGAAAGGAAGAGAGAGACUGACAGUACCCGAGACCGGUUUUCCUGGCCGUGAACGGUCGGGGCAACGCGUCGCGCAAUCGUCGGGGCAGCGUUGCGCAAUCGAAAGCGAAAGGGAAAGCAGAUGAAAGUUUUUGAUUGGGUUUUCACCCCCGCGCACUCUUAUUCCUACUCCCAUCGCUUCUUAAGCGGGCGCCGCCGACGACGACGCGAGAUCGAUGCAAAUCUUUGAAGAUGGUAAUAACACGGGGGCAGAACCUGUUAUAGAGUGGAGGUUAUGACCUUUGGGAGGAGUGUACAGCGUCUCCCCAAGAAUCACGACACAACAUCGAAGGGCCCGAGAGAUGCCGCCCGCACGACGAACAACUGUUUUCGGUGCCUCCUGUGACACCUGGGUCCCGUCGCUCCUGGCCGCCGAUCGGGAACUAGCGGGACGUGGUUUUUUGGGCUGUCAAUGUGCUUUCGAAAACAAAAACAGAUGGGCGCCUCGACGAGAGAGACUUUUGAUCGAUGUCAGUAUCAGUAUUGAUUGGCAUCUCUUGGCUUAUCCAUUCGACUGAAACGAUCUAGAACUGGAAGUGCGGUCCGCGAUUGGCUGUAAUGAGGAAUUGGAGUGAAAUUCGACGCGCCACACACACAAAACGGACCCGCUUAUUCAGGCGGGCUCGAUUUCAACAGAAGACGACGAAGUGGUUGAAUGCUUACAAACCGCUCCUGCUCACUAUAUUUAGUUUCGGCUCAUUGACAGCUGAGCGAGUGGGGGGAGGAGAGAAAUUUGAAACUCGCAACUUUUUCGAUAUGUUUCUUAUUGUGUUUGAAUUUAUUUUUGUCUGGCAGAGACUCUUCCGUCUGUGUGUGUGUGUGCGUUUGUGAGAAGAAAAAAAGCGGAGAUGAAAAGGAAAAGUGUGAGUGAUUUCGCUGUGUUGGUAACAGUGAAAAGAACAACAACAACAAUAGUAGAAGACCAAAAAUGUGUCGGUUGUUUGCCAUUGGAGGAGUGUGGACCCAUGACAAACUCGGGCCGUUUCCGCUCGGAGCGGCGACCGUAAGACCUAAUCUGCGUGGGACCCAUCUUCCCGAGAGCUCAGGAGCCCACUUUUCCUGCUCUUCUCCCAAACCUAUCGGUUUCUUUUCUGCCUGUGCUCGUUUCGCGCAUUUCGUCCGAUUGUUUCAAGUUGUUUGAACAGUGCGUCGUUCUCGGAACUGCUUGCGCAACCCUUCCAGUAGUUUUGUGUGUUCCGAUGGCAACAGCAAGAGCAGGAGCAGCCACCUCCUACGUGUGACGUCAAAAAGUUACUCUCUUUCUUUCUUUCUUUCUCUCUCUGUCCGUCUUUUUCGUUAGAGUACUUUGGGUCUCUUUUCUUUCUUACUCGUCGAAACCAACUUCCAAUUUGCCGCGGCAGUCCGUUAUCAGAGCGGCGGAUUGACCGUGUGUCUCGUUGUUCUUGAAAGGGAAGGCAGCUGAUUACGUUAUCGUCGCUCUCGGCGCCCUCCACUUCUUUGUCACAUGAGAGAAAUCAGAAACGAUCAAAAAAGCGUCGACAAUGAAACCUGAUAGACCGUGGCGGACGACGACGACCUGCUGUAUAAUAAUAAUAGAGGGCCCUCGUUGAAAUUUGUAAAUUCUCCCUCGAGCUCCGCGGAGCAGAUGGAAGCUGCAGUGCGAAGAGUCAGCUGUUAUGCGGAAGAAGAAGAAGAAGAAGGUGCUCUCGGUCCUCGGGACGACUCUUCCCUAAUGUUUCUGAGCUUUUCCGUCGUUUGCCAGCAGCGUCUUCCAGUCUGCCUCUUUUCUAGUUUGGUAAUGCGAUCCACACGUUGUUUGGCUGCUGCUAUUGGUGGAACACUUCUCAGUGCUCCUAAAACAACAAAAACAUGCUCCAGGAUUGUGGUGCUCUCCCAUCUGCUGUUCAAAGUGUGCUGUUUUCCCUUUUAUUUUCGCCUCCCCUACGACGACGCCAAAACAAAGCGAUGAAACAAACGAAGAACACCUCUCCGUUUGCGCUCUGUCUCGUUUCACGGUUUUAGACACUUUUAUCGAAAUGAAAAGUUUUCGAGAAGACAUGGGGCCCACAGGCUUCUCAGAUGAGGGAGAAAAAGUGCAUCGUAAAAUCUCAGCUGUGCAGUUUCGAAGCGCAGACGAGAGAGCGCUCAGGACGAAGAGACGCAGCACUCGAAAUGGCAACAUUUGCUGCCCCCUCGGCUUCCUUCCGCCGGGUCCAUAUUAAUCAAGAAUAAUGGGCUCCGCCGGGCUCGUCGACCAACUUUCUCGAUUUCUCUGAUAAUUUAAAAAAGAAACAAUUUCCGCUGUCAGCUGGUUUUGUGCGUCUUUUUGUUUCCGCGAUAAGAAAACUAAAAGUGUGUUAUCAGAUGGAGGAGAUGAAUUCAAUCGAAUCGAAUUCCUGUCUUUCGCUUUCGCUUCAAACUUUCAAAUUCAAACUUCCAAAGUAAUUUAUUGUUCUCUGUGCAAUCUUGCGUAAUUUCAGAGUCUGUACAGUGCGGACAACGGUGUGGGCGUCAACAACGGAUUCGGUCUGAACACAUCGACGCCGUCCACGCAAUCAUCGCCCACCGCCACCGCCGCCAACAUCGAGUCUUUUCUGGAGCCAUUCGGCGUGCAGAACAGCCAAACUGACUUUGCCGCCGCGUUGGCUCAGUUGACGGGGCAGUCCGCCAAACCGAUGGAUAGGUAAUUUUUGCAUUUUUAAAAAAUUUAAAAAGUGUUUCAUGUAUUCUCAAUCAUUCCGAUUAUCUCUCACGUCACUUUUUGCCUAAGGAGCUUUAUCCGAAUUUCAUAUUUAUAGAAGAGUCGUGUGUGUAAGUCCCUUUCUUUUGCAGGCAGCAAUCGUCGGCCAUCCAGCGGCCGACUUCAUUCACGACGAGUUCCCUCUUCGGCAGCUCGCCGUCCGAUUUUGCAAAUCCGCUCGGAGCACCCGGAACGCCGCUAGGUACGUGGACCCCUCAUUUUGUUGUUGUUUUUCUCUCUCUCUCUUUCCUCAAUCUCCUCUUCCCACACCUUUUCUUUACUUUCUCGAAUAGAUAAUUCAUUCAAAGUGACUAUUGGCUUGGCACCCACCUUUACGUUUUAGAUCAAUCCUUAAAAAAAGCAAACUACCAAAUACCGCUCACAGCUUCGCGCCGCCGCUCGCCACAUUUUGUAGUUGAGUUGCAAUUCGCACUUGUCAAUUUGGCUCGCGAAUUUUCCAUUGCUCGGAGCGAGCCGCCCUCUAUUUCUUCCACUUAUAUCGCGCGGGUCCCGAAAAACGCGACAGUCAUGUGACGUCGCGUUGAUAAUUCUUGAGCGACUUUAGGAUUUGCCCCCCGAAGCGGAUUACUUCGACUUUACGUCGCGCUCCCUUUUAACUGCCGUUUCAUUUCGGCAGGUGCCCUCGAAUGAUUAACGUGGCUGCCAACUGAUUGACAACCGAUUUAUGGUCCUUCUAGUUCCCUGCCUGCCGACCAAUGUACUUUCCAUACUGCCGCUGCCGCCCCGCGCACUUCCUAAUCCCUUGUACUUGUCCUAUGAACUUUCGGAAAGAGACACGCGACCUCUCCGCGCAUUGUUCACCACCCUAUUAGCACUAAAUAUGCAUAAGAUACACAUUCAUGUCGAUGUCUUUUAUGCGCUUUGAAAGCAUGUACUAUAAGAAGAAAAGUUCAACGAGCCCCUUCUCGCACUUCUCCUUCCGGAGCAUCUUUUGCUCCUUCCUCGGCUCACCACUUUGUUAUGUAUAUUUUUAUUAAUGGUGUCACUUGUUGUCCCCUCUCCUACAUGUAUUAUGAUGUCGGGAGCGCUCGCUGUUCAUAAACAAGUGGUAUGAAGCGACGGGACACUGAAGAAGAAGAAGAAAAAGUUUUGGCGUCGUUUUCGGUCGUAGCAAACUUUUUUUGCCUCCCAUAGCUUGCCGCGUCAUAAACAAAAUUUAUAAGGAAAAGAGGCCCCCCUCCUCGGCUCCAUCCGAAUUCGCCCAUUUUCAUUUUAUUCGCUUCUCUCUGCAUGGCUAAUUAGAUGGUAUCAUACUCUCUCCAAAGUCCGCCCCAAAUAAUUGGGUCCCUAGAUCACGCGACAAGAGAAAGAAAAGAGGUUUUCAAAUUUCCUACUCCUCCUUCUCCUCUUCCUCCGCGUCCGAAUGAACAAGUACUCGUGCUCCUCUUUUUGCCCGCUCGCCGCGCUCCAUCCCGAAAAACAAGUAGUUUGUUCCACACCGGAAAGAACCAAAUCGAAUUUGGAGCACUGCUCCCACCGUGCCGCCCAUUCUUCAUCCUACUGAUUCGCAUCUCAUCUCAUUCCCUCGCUUUCAGGAGCACAGCAGAUGUCCGUCGGCCACAGUCUCAGCUCGCCGUUCUCGACGGGGCAGCACACUCCGUUGGGAACGCCGAACGGAAGUGGAAACGUGCCGCCGCCCAAGAAUCCGAAGCUCUACAAGACGGAGUUAUGUCGAUCGUGGAUGGAUCACGGACGAUGCAACUACGGCGAGAGAUGCCAGUACGCGCACGGUGAGGUCGAGAAACGCCCGGUCCCGCGGCAUCCCAAGUACAAAACGGAGGCGUGCCAGUCGUUCCAUCAGAGCGGAUACUGUCCGUAUGGACCCAGAUGCCAUUUCAUUCACAAGUGAGUUUAUCUUUACCUGAAAUUACAACAAUGCUAUCUUUUUUCAGUGAGCCCCCAAGUGUUCCGAGUCAUUACCAAACGCCCGUCAGCACGCCCGUUUCUCAGCAAACGACGCCUUCGCUCUACGCUUCGCAGUACCACAAUUUGAGCCUGAAACAGAGCGGCGGAGUGCCGAACAACGUGCUCCAACGUGUCUAUUCACUGCCGAACGGAGGGUACGGAAGUGCCGGAGAGUCGCCGGCGUGCAGUUCGAACGAUUCCGGCAGCGAAUCGCCGAACGGCAGCUUCUCGCCAGGACUCGAUCUCGAUGAUAAUGGUCCAUUCUCGGCCGGAUUCCUGUCUGCGUCACCGCACAAAGUUCAGCAGCAAAAGGCAGCCGCUCCUCGCGUCCAGACGAAUCGCUUCCUCUCCUACGAUCAAUCGAGCAUGUCAGUUGGCUCCCCGCUCCUGCCGUUCAAUCAUUCAUUUACUUUAUCAAUUCCAGAAAUGACACACAAUUCAGCAGCCUGCUGAAUGAUAUCUGUCAGUGGAACAUCGAAGACUCGCUCUCCACCACCUUCCCAGGUAUCCGAAUCCGGUUCCUUGUCGCCCGUUCAUGCUUUCCUUUCCAGGCUUCACCUCGAAAUGGUCGACAGAAGAGGCGGCUCCGGCUGCGACGACAGUGAGCACUCCCGGCCGUCUGCCCGUUUUCGCGCAGCUCAGCAAUCCGCAAUGA